AGACAAGUAAACGAAGAUACAUUUUAGAAUCUGACACAAGUAGUGAAAUAAUUAAAGAAUUAUCAUUGUUAUUGUGAAAGCGAAAGAAUUCGGUAUAGUGCUCGGUUAAAAAUUACCAAAAAAAUAUUAGUUAGAAUCUGAAAAAGGUUUUAGAGAUGAAGUUAAACGUGAGAAUCAUCUAGAAAAAUCACUCUUAAAAUAGGGAGUGGAUUACAACGGUGUGAUUUGUUAUAGUUCAUCAAUUGUUUAUUAUUGAUACAAACAAUAGAUGCAGAAGGAAAACAACCAGUGUUUCGUUACGUUAAUUCAUAACAAUACUCGGCUCAUUGUUCAGAUGCGUUCAUUAAAGAAACAUGUGUCAGACAACAGUUCGGGAUAAGAUUCAUUUGGAAAUAAUUCGUUAUGGAUUUUAAAAUUUCCAGUUUUAUAACACCCUCAAUGAUCAUCAGGCUAUACAUUCUACUAUCAGCCGCAGUGUCUUCUAAAGCAGUCCCAGAGGUCGCGUGCAACCGGAUCAAAAUCGGAGAAAAUUGGUACGACCGGGACACCCUGUGGGGCAAUAUAGGAAGACCUUACAACCUCAACGUGCAUAGAGGAUCCAAUUCACUAUUCUUCAGCUACUCUCUACCAGAAACCUACUCCGAUGUCGACUUCCAAUUGGCCUACUUCAAUAUUGACACAAGAGAGUACCAAACUAUAGCUGGAAUCAGAGGAGGCUGCUCAGUAGCUAUAGACCAGAUGAAUGAUGAUAUUUAUCUAGGAGGCAGCGAUGGAAUCUACAAAUACAACAUGCUAACAAAACUAGCAGAUUUCUACAAAGAAAAAGGAAAGAACAUCUGGUCUUUAUUCUUCAAGAAGAAUUUGUUCUACAUAAGUUAUCCAGAUCAAAAACUUCAUAUAGAAUUUGAUGGAAAAUUUGCCACUGUGAAAGAAUUUGAGAAUUUUGAGAUAGAUUACUUUCAUGUGAGUAGUGCAAAUGUUAUUUAUUUUGCUAACAAAACUGGUUUAUAUAAAUAUGAUAAUGAUAAGAUGGUAGCACAAGUAGUUAAUGAACUUAUUACUGUAAGACAAAUAGUUGAGGAUAACGAGGGAGAUACAUACAUAGUGAGUAAUUUUGGUGUGUUCGCUGAUGGGAAAUUUGAAGGUCUAAAGAAGAUUUUGGACAUGAAGAACAUAUACGGCCUAGCUUUUGAUAAGGAUAAUAAUUUUAUUUACUCGGACGAAAAGAAUAUUAUUAAGCUUGAAUAUAGUGUAGUUGGUUGUGAUAAGAAACAUGUACAUUGGUAAUACAAUUUUUGUAUA
This is a messenger RNA of Helicoverpa armigera (cotton bollworm), 1302 nucleotides long. RefSeq names its product ommochrome-binding protein. The transcript has 2 exons. Lineage: Eukaryota; Metazoa; Arthropoda; Insecta; Lepidoptera; Noctuidae. The record is from RefSeq and is a predicted model, not a curated record. Gene Ontology annotation, molecular function: protein binding. Bases 403 to 1287 code for a protein of 294 amino acids.